Messenger RNA from Drosophila arizonae, 3272 nucleotides. It is a transcript of the gene AP-1gamma, whose product is annotated as adaptor protein complex 1, gamma subunit. NCBI's taxonomy places the organism in Eukaryota, Metazoa, Arthropoda, Insecta, Diptera, Drosophilidae. Gene Ontology annotation, biological process: intracellular protein transport; vesicle-mediated transport. Gene Ontology annotation, cellular component: membrane coat; AP-1 adaptor complex; Golgi apparatus. The record is from RefSeq and is a predicted model, not a curated record.
GUAUGGAGAGAGGGGAUUGGAACCGUAAUUACUUAUAAAUGUACAUUAGAUAACACGUACGCACACUGCCUAUGUGGAACACCGUAGCCGCUUAUCACUCAAUUCCAGUGUCAGUAACUGUGCUGAGUUUUAGUGUGUGUAAGCAUUUGUGUAUUUAGUUACUGUCCACUGUUGUUUGCUUGUGGGACAAACGAGAACGUCACGCUGCAAGUAUGUAUCCGUACUAUGAACAGGAUUGGAGUGUUUUGCCACCGGAAAACAAUCGCAGAUUCAAUCCAGCCUUCAAUAUGGCCACCAUAAGGCAGGCAUUCACAGAGGCCGUCGAAAGAGUCAGAAUGCCGACGCCCACACGACUGCGUGAUCUUAUACGACAGAUACGCGCCGCCCGCACCGCUGCCGAGGAGCGGGCCGUGGUUAACAAAGAGUGCGCCUACAUACGCAGCACAUUCCGGGAGGAGGACUCCGUCUGGCGUUGUCGCAACAUUGCCAAGCUGCUGUACAUACACAUGCUCGGCUAUCCGGCGCACUUUGGCCAACUCGAGUGCCUCAAACUGACGGCCAGCACGCGUUUCACAGAUAAACGGAUUGGCUAUCUGGGUGCUAUGCUGUUAUUGGAUGAACGUCAAGAUGUCCAUUUGCUGAUUACGAAUUGUUUAAAAAACGAUUUGAACAGCUCGACGCAGUUCGUGGUGGGCUUAGCGCUGUGCACACUGGGCGCCAUCGCAUCGCCGGAAAUGGCACGUGACCUGGCCAGCGAGGUGGAGCGUUUGAUGAAGUCGCCCAACACGUACAUCCGCAAGAAGGCGACACUGUGUGCAUUCCGAGUCAUUCGCCGUGUGCCCGAACUGAUGGAGAUCUUUCUGCCGGCCACGCGUUCGCUGCUCAGCGAGAAGAAUCACGGCAUCCUGAUUACCGGCGUCACGCUCAUCACGGAGAUGUGCGAGAACAGUUCGGAUACGUUGAUGCAUUUCAAAAAGGAUAGCGGAAAUCGAGAGAUCGUACCGAAUCUGGUGCGGAUCCUAAAGAACCUCAUCCUGGGCGGCUACUCACCUGAGCACGAUGUCAGCGGCGUCAGCGAUCCGUUCCUGCAGGUGAAAAUCCUGCGUCUAUUACGCAUACUCGGCCAUAAUGAUCCGGAUGCCUCAGAAGCCAUGAACGAUAUAUUGGCACAGGUGGCCACCAAUACGGAGACCAGCAAGAAUGUUGGCAAUACCAUUCUCUAUGAGACAGUGCUAUCCAUAAUGGAUAUACGUUCGGAGGGCGGCCUGCGCGUCUUGGCUGUGAAUAUCCUGGGACGCUUUCUACUCAACUCGGACAAGAAUAUACGCUAUGUGGCGCUGAAUACACUGUUGCGAACGGUGCACGCCGAUACGUCGGCUGUGCAGCGGCAUCGCACCACCAUAUUGGAGUGCCUCAAGGAUCCAGAUGUGUCGAUCAGGCGACGUGCGAUGGAGCUAUCUUUUGCGCUAAUCAAUGCACAAAAUAUACGUACAAUGACGAAAGAGCUAUUGCUGUUCCUCGAGAAGGCCGACGCUGAAUUCAAGGCGCAAUGCAGCUCUGGCAUGAUAUUGGCUGCCGAACGCUAUUCGCCCAAUUCACGCUGGCAUCUCGACACGCAGUUGAGCGUCUUGAUAGCUGCUGGCAAUUAUGUGCGUGACGAUGUUGUCUCAUCGACCAUACAGCUGGUGUCCAGCAGUCCCGUGCCAGAGCAGACAUAUAUCACGAAUCGGUUCUGGGAAUCGCUGCAGGUGUCCAAUCACUGUGAGGACAAGCAGCCGUUGCUGCAGGUUGCCGUCUGGGCCAUAGGCGAGUACGGUGAUCUGUUCAUGUACGGCGCGAAUGAGGAUGAGUUCGAGCGUCCAACGGAGAGCGAUCUGAUCGCUGUGUAUCAUAAGUUUUUAACCUCUGCUCAAGUGUCGACAACAAGCAAGCAAUAUGCGCUCGUCUCUCUGGCCAAGUUGAGCACGCGCCUGCAGCAGUGCGUGGAAGAGAUCCAGGCAUUGAUUACCUCCUUUGGCAGCCAUCUGAAUGUGGAUCUGCAGCAACGCGGCGUAGAGUUCACGCAACUCUUUGGCAGCUAUAAGCACCUGCGUCCGCCCCUGCUGGAAAAGAUGCCCGCCAUGCAAAUCAGUCGUAUUAGUUCACAGAAUGGCGAGAGCGGCGGCUCCUUCGAUGACAAUAGUCCGGACGUUAUCGAGAAUGGCAUCGAGAUUGGCGGCAACAGUACGCAUCCUAUAAUCGAAAGCAAUAUGAACACAAUGGGGGACAAUACGAAUAUCCUACUGGACUUAUUGGGGAGUACGGAUCUGUCGGCGGGCGCCAACGAUUUGGCCAUGGCAACAGACCUAUCGAAUGCGGUGCAUAAAAAGAAUACGCGAAAUGCAAACAACGAUGAGCCGGUGUCGAACAAUCAGGAUCUGCUCGACUUGCUCGACCUGGACAUGUCAGCACCAACUGCAACGCCCGUCAUGGGCGUGAAUCUGGGAAGUGAUCAUAGCAGCGCCGCCAAUAUGAACAAUAUGCUCGGCGGACUCGAUCUGGGCGGCUUCGGUGGCAUCGACUCCAUGCCCAAUAGCAUGCCCACAAACGGUAACGAUCUAUCGAGCAUGCUGGGUGGCCUUAACGUUGGAGGCAGUGCGCCAUCCCACGCAAUGCCGUCCAUUGGCGGCAGCCUGCUGGGUGAACUGAAUCCCACGACGGCCUCUAACAAUGUGUCAGUGCCUCCAAAGGAUCCCAAGCUAACGGCGCUGGACAAGAACGGACUGCUGGUGCAGCUGGUGCCAGUGCCGGGCAGUGACUGCAUGAAAAUAUUUAUGACAACCACAAAUAGCUCAGACAAUACAUUGGAGCAGUAUUUGCUGCAGGCGGCCGUGCAGAAGAGUUUUAAACUGCAAAUGCUGACGCCGUCGGGCUCGGUGCUGCCUCCAGGUGGCGUCAUCACGCAGGAAAUGCGAGUUGUUGCUACGUCCAAUGCUGUGCUACGCAUGCGUCUACGAAUUCAAUAUACGAUCGAUGGUCAGCAGGUCGUGGAGCAGACGGAGGUUAGCGGCUUUCCGGAACAGCAGCCAUCGCAUGAAUAAAUAUGCUUUAAAGCAAGCGUAGCGAGCGUUUAAGCUAAAAGUCUAAAGACAACACAAACAAACACACACACACACACAUAUACAUACAUACCGAACACAGCUAAAUACAGAGGUUGCCACACGCAUAUAUUGUAAAAUAAGUUAAAUCAACUACACACACACACACCCAGACAAACACCUAUACCAAUACAC